Messenger RNA from Salvia hispanica, 1229 nucleotides. RefSeq names its product NAC domain-containing protein 59-like. Gene Ontology annotation, biological process: regulation of DNA-templated transcription. NCBI's taxonomy places the organism in Eukaryota, Viridiplantae, Streptophyta, Magnoliopsida, Lamiales, Lamiaceae. Gene Ontology annotation, molecular function: DNA binding. The record is from RefSeq and is a predicted model, not a curated record.
UGGGCAAAGCCAUGAAGGAUAAGAAGGGGCCAUUAAUAGCCGGCUCUGGAUGCUGCCCUCCCUACUCGAUCCGCUUCGUUUCUUGCACGAGCUAAAAACAAACACGAUGGAGGAAACUCAGCUUCCUCCGGGAUUCAGAUUCCACCCCACGGAUGAAGAGCUCAUCACAUACUACCUUAGCAAUAAAGUCUCGGAUUUCGAAUUCACAACUAGGGCUGUUGCAGAUGUUGAUCUUAACAAGUGUGAGCCUUGGGAUCUACCAGCAAAAGCAUCAAUGGGGGGAAAAGAGUGGUACUUCUUCAGCCUUCGCGACCGGAAGUACCCAACAGGGCUGAGGACGAACCGGGCGACAGAGGCCGGGUACUGGAAAACCACAGGAAAAGACAAGGAGAUAUACCGCGGGAGCGCGCUGGUGGGGAUGAAGAAGACUCUCGUGUUCUACCGGGGGCGGGCCCCGAAGGGUGAGAAAACCAACUGGGUGAUGCACGAGUACCGCCUGGACACCACCUUCAAGCCCGCCAAGGAGGAAUGGGUCGUCUGCCGCAUCUUCCAGAAGACCGCCACUGUCAAGCGGCCCCACCCCUCCCCGCCAGACGAGUCGUCCCCCGGCGACAUCGAGCUGCCCAGCUUCGGCAUGCCCAGCUCCCCGCCGCCGCCGCAUCCUGACAUCAGUGCUAUGCAGAAUUAUGCUAAUGAUGGCAGCGUGAUGAGCUGGAAUGCGGAAGCGGCGGUUAACUCGAUGCCGCCGUGGCCGUUGCUGAGCACGAAUCUGUCGAUGAAUCUGCUGCUGCACACGGCGCUGCAGCUCCGCGGGCGCGGUGUGCAGCAGCAGCAGGCGGCGGAUGGUUACGGAUUGGUGCCGCAGAUGAAUGUGUUUGGGAGUCAUGAUUUUGGGGGGUCGGGUUUCAGUAUGGGUUCGACUUCGGGGGUUGUGGAGUCGGUGCCGCAGGGGCAGCUGCCAGCGUUGGAGCAGCCGCCGUAUAAUGUGGACUCUAACAUUUGGUGAUGAGCAUUUGUCGUCCAAAGAGGUGUAGGUUCAAAUUGGGCUAAUCCCAUUUAGAGUGGGGUAGUGUGGAUGUUGGGGUGAUUAAUUAGGUAGGUGAUGGGCAAAGUCCAUUGCCGGAAUAAAUCAACAGAAUAAUGGUAGGAUGUAAUACUAGUUAAUUAGCCGCUGCAUUGGAAAAUAUGUGCUUUCUAGUAAACUGUAUGUAUGUUUUGUUGAAAACUCU